CGACUGGCCAUUCGUAAGCCUUUCGAUUACGAUUUUCCAAUUAAUCACAAUGCAACCCCGCCUAGCCUCCGUCUUGCUCCAGCUCAAAGUGUGCUCUGGCAUGCCAGCAAAGCCCAACGCCACAGUCCACUUGAGUUUGGUAGCCUCGCCGACCCCUUCCUCAAACUCCUCUCCGGUGCUCUAUCCCGAGCACAAUCAAUAACCAUUAAUCUCACUUGCAUUUGA
Molecule: messenger RNA, 225 nt
Organism: Protopolystoma xenopodis
Lineage: Eukaryota; Metazoa; Platyhelminthes; Monogenea; Polystomatidea; Polystomatidae
Source: the annotation of a GenBank genome assembly